AACCUCCCGGGCGGCCUGCCCUAUGUUCCAGCCAGACAGCAGAGACUACAUCGGCUUCGCGACGCUGCCGGAGCAGGUGCACCGCAAGUCCGUCAAGCGCGGCUUCGACUUCACGCUGCUCGUCGUAGGCGAGUCCGGGCUGGGCAAGUCCACGCUCGUCAACAGCCUGUUCCUCGGCGACCUCUACAAGGACCGCAAGAUCGCCGAGGUUGGAGAGAGACUCGAGAAGACGACCCAGAUUGAAAAGAAGAGCAUGGACAUCGAGGAGCGCGGUGUCAAACUUCGACUCACCAUCGUCGACACACCUGGUUUCGGCGACGGCAUAAACUGCGAGGAGUCGUGGAAGGCGUGCGUCAACUACGUGGACGAGCAGUUCCGGCAGUACUUCACCGACGAGAACGGCCUGAACCGCAGGAACCUGCAGGACAACCGGGUGCACUGCUGCCUGUACUUCAUCCCGCCCUACGGCCACGGCCUCCGGCAGAUCGACCUCGAGUUCAUGCGCCGCCUGCACCGCAAGGUCAACAUCGUGCCCGUCAUCGGCAAGGCCGACACGCUCACGGAGAACGAGGUCAUUAAGCUCAAGAGGCAGAUACUUGCGGACAUCGAGGAGCACAAGAUACAGAUCUACCAGUUCCCCGACUGCGACUCGGACGAGGACGAGGAGUUCAAGACGCAGGACCGCGAGCUCAAGGCUUGCGUCCCCUUCGCCGUGGUGGGCUCCAACACCGUGCUGGAGGUCGGCGGCAAGAAGGUCCGCGGCCGCCAGUACCCAUGGGGAGUGGUGGAAGUGGAGAACCCGAAGCACAGCGACUUCAACAAGCUCCGCAACAUGCUCAUCACCACCCACAUGCAGGACCUCAAGGACGUGACCGAGGACGUGCACUACGAGAACUUCCGCGCGCAGUGCAUCUCCCAGAUCAGUCAGCAGGCCAUCCGGGAGCGCGCGCCGGGCUCCAAGCUCAAGAGGGACUCGGUGAUCAACGACGGCGUGAUCACGGAGACUGACCGGCUCUUGAUCCAGAAGGACGAGGAGAUAAGACGCAUGCAGGACAUGCUCGCACAAAUGCAAGAGCAGCUCAAGCAAACGGGAAAUAAGAGAGACAGUGUUGUCAACGUCUAAGAGUGAGGUCGGAAUCGGUUGGUGCAUGUGGUUGUACCUAACUUAAAUAGAUUCUAAUAUUUAUAAUAUUCAUUUAUUAUGACGUCCGUGACGGACGAAAACUCGUGAUAUAACAAAAGUACAUGUAAAUAGCAGAUCGUAGCUUAUAUUUGAUCGAAUCGUUCAGUGUCAACUGUCGGUCGCAGAAGCUGGCAUGGAAACUGUCACAUCUUUUUAUCUGUUUGGAUGAUAUAAUUUUCAUGGCAGCUUUUGGGCGGCGAAGGGAACGUAAAUGGUGCGAUAAGUAGUUGUUCUGGGUUUUAAAUAGAGCAUAUCCCAUUACAGUUACCCCAUUCGACAAUGUCUUAGAAUUUUUCACUUUUUAUGUAGUUAUCAUUUUAUGAGAGAAUACAUUUCAUAUUAUUCCAGUCCGCAUUGGUGUAGAAAUAUUGUGUACCUCCCCGUAUUGUCCCGAGGGCAGUUUCAGUAUUGUUAAGUUCCAUUGAUGAUAACCUCGUGAAGGAGUGUGGGGACCUUCUGCCUGUAUCAGUAUUCUGUUGUUACAUUGUAGGACUGUACAGGGUUCUGUAAGCUUCCUGCUGGUUGCCAUCUCGUUAGUUCAUGGCUGAACUCGCAUCGAGACUGACGUGUUUCUUAUGUUUCUACAAAGCACUGCCUCAAAGUUAUUGCAAAAGUAAACAUACUUUAACAUUUGUCAUUAAGGAGAAAACGGGUUAAACCAAAAUCAAAUCUACCAGGGACGAAUUAAUUUAAACCAUAUACUCUCAAACUCACACAUCUAAAGUUACCUACUCUACUUACACUAGCGUUUGUUGUCUACGAGCACAACUAACCACACCAGAGUCAUGAAAUGACUAGAUAUGUACUAACUUACUGAACCAAAUAGUUUCUUUGUGAUCUCAUCGUGUUCUUAGAACACUUAUAUGCGACAAUUUUUGUAGUUUUCUUGACUCAAACUUUGUAUAACGCUGAUGUAAAUAAACUUUUCUGAUCGAGCCCAGGUCAA
Molecule: messenger RNA, 2129 nt
Organism: Frankliniella occidentalis (western flower thrips)
Lineage: Eukaryota; Metazoa; Arthropoda; Insecta; Thysanoptera; Thripidae
Gene: Septin4
Product: septin-4
Exons: 6
Coding region: 23-1123 (366 amino acids)
Biological process (GO): regulation of exocytosis; cytoskeleton-dependent cytokinesis
Cellular component (GO): cell division site; septin complex; microtubule cytoskeleton
Molecular function (GO): GTP binding; molecular adaptor activity; GTPase activity
Source: RefSeq, a predicted model, not a curated record